This is a messenger RNA of Scylla paramamosain (green mud crab), 990 nucleotides long. RefSeq lists its product as uncharacterized. Gene Ontology annotation, biological process: DNA integration. Gene Ontology annotation, molecular function: nucleic acid binding. The coding region runs from base 1 to 990 and encodes 329 amino acids. NCBI's taxonomy places the organism in Eukaryota, Metazoa, Arthropoda, Malacostraca, Decapoda, Portunidae. The transcript is spliced from 2 exons. The record is from RefSeq and is a predicted model, not a curated record.
AUGUGCCAUGGCAAAAGAGGAGGGGCCCAUGGCAGACUCGCCUGGGAACAAUUGAGGCUAGUCGACCAUGGGAAGUCUUGGCCAUGGAUUUUACAGUGCUUGAGCCUGCUAGAGAUGGGAAGAAAAAUGUUAUUGGCAAUAAUAGAUGUGUUCAGCAAGUUUGCUUUAGCUAUUCCUACCAAGAAUCAGAAGGCAACCACCGUAGGUAAAAUCUUAGUAGAGGAAAUUUUUAACCGGUUUGGGUGCCCAGAGCAAAUUCAUAGUGAUCAAGGCAAGAAUUUCGAAGGGCAGCUAGUGCAAGAGUUGUGCAAGCGCUAUCAAGUGAACAAGUCCCCGACUUCCCCAUAUCAUCCUCAGGGUAAUGGGGUAUGUGAGCGGUUCAAUCGUACCAUGCAUGGCAUGUUGGCUACUUUGUGUAAAGAGCAAAGGGAGCAGUGGCCUAGGUAUUUAUCUAGCCUGACUGCCAUCUACAACAGCACACCACAUGCUGUGACUGGAUUCUCACCACACUAUCUGGUGUUUGGGGUGGAGCCUUAUCUUCCUAUGGACCGGUUCACAGUGGGGUACGGACGAGGCUGCUAUUACCCACCAUCAGUGAGACCAGAGGAUGAACAAGGUUAUGAGAAAGUGCUACAUGGGAGUAAUCUGAGACCCUUGAGAGCAGGGUAUUGUGAGGGUUCAUCUGAACAGCAACAACAGGACAAGGGGCCUCAGCAUGUAGAGGGCGGGCAAAUUUCAAAGGAAGAUGAGGAGGGAAAGCAAGUGGAUGAGGAAGAAGUAGAGAUGCCUGAUAUGACCGAGGUGUUGCGACGGUUUGGGUUUGAUGAUGGGUCCCCAUCCAGGGUGGAGGAAGACAGGAAUGAUUUGACCACAAUACCAGAGUGUGAGAAGAUAGAAGAAGCAGGUCAGGAGAGGGAGGAGGAUCAAGUGAUUAGGCCGGAGUGUGAACAGGCUGGGGAGGAAACAAGUCAGAAAAAGGAGACUAAUUAG